GAAGACGGAGACCCGUUAAAUUCUGAAGACGACGUGUCCGACGAUGACAGCUCGGAUCUUUUUGAUACAGAUAACGUUGUUGUUUGUCAGUUUGAUCGGGUAUGUGUGUCUAACAUUCAUCCCCAAGCCAUUAUCCUUCACCACUGCGGCUUGGCCACUAGAAAGGGAAGAGAUUAUUUCGCUGACCUCAAAGUGACAAAACGUAACAAAGCAACGGUUUUACUAACACUAACCCUACUCCAAACACCAACUCUAACCGUAAUCCUAACCUAACCCUACUCCAAAUUUGUUUCUAAUUAAAACCAAUCUUGAAGAAAAAAGUUUUGACGAAAUGUCAUUCUGAGGUCAGCGAAAUAGUUGAUUUCACUAGAAAGCCUGCCACUAAUCAUGAGUGAAAUCUGGAUAGGUCUCUUGUCUGUUUGUUUCAUGGUAAAUUAUUCAAAAUAGGAUAAACUGUUCUCGUGAUUCUACUAUAAGGAAAACGGGAUGGCCCAAUCAUGAUUCAUUAGUACUGAAAAGGAAGGCAGUUGAAUAUUUUUAGGUAAUGAAGUGUAUCUCAAAGUAAAUGAAAUUUAUAAUCUACUUUUCUUUUUACCACAGAUUACAAGAAGUAAAAACAAGUGGAAGUUUCAUCUCAAAGAUGGUAUCAUGAACUUGAAUACUAAAGAUUAUGUGUUCACCAAAGCAACUGGGGAAGCUGAAUGGUAG
Paramuricea clavata is the source of this 708-nucleotide messenger RNA. NCBI's taxonomy places the organism in Eukaryota, Metazoa, Cnidaria, Anthozoa, Malacalcyonacea, Plexauridae. The record is from the annotation of a GenBank genome assembly.